Molecule: messenger RNA, 4000 nt
Organism: Spodoptera frugiperda (fall armyworm)
Lineage: Eukaryota; Metazoa; Arthropoda; Insecta; Lepidoptera; Noctuidae
Gene: Atac3
Exons: 10
Coding region: 418-2001 (527 amino acids)
Biological process (GO): positive regulation of transcription by RNA polymerase II
Cellular component (GO): nucleus
Molecular function (GO): transcription cis-regulatory region binding; protein binding
Source: RefSeq, a predicted model, not a curated record
UGUGCAAUGCUGCUGGCUGCAGCGCUCGCAGUGUAUAUUGGAACGUGCCCUUAAUCGUCUGUCUAUGGUACAAAUAUAACAUUCAAUACCAACAUAAUAAACGAAAACAUAACCUAAAACUCAAUAAAUUAACUAAGGUUUAUGCAUUAUUAUUGUAAACAAUUACUUGAAUUUUCUGACAUUAUAUAAAACAUUUAUAAUAGUUAGCCCAUAAAUAUUUAUAUGACACAAUAAUAUUACUUUUUUGAGCUGAUACUUUGACAUUUAUUUUCGCGGUCGCCUAACGUUGUAUCUUUCAUUGGACCGUACACCGUACUGAAUCCUGUUGACGUUUACACUUUGGCUUAAAAUAUAUUUAAGAGGGAUUCAAUCAAUUUCUUAUGAGUAUCGCAGAAGAUAUAGCGUAGAUGUGCCACAAUGACCUCAGACCUAUGUGCAGAUGAUGUGGUUGUACGCAUUACAACUCCGCAGAUAAUUACAUCGCAGACCCUGGUGGCCGGCGGAUCCGGGGGCGCGGGGGCGCGCGUGGCGGCCUCCUCCGCCGCCGUGGAGCUCGGCCGCCGCCUGCUGGUGGCCGCGCGCGCCGGGGACACGCAGCUCGUGCUCGACCUCAUGGCCAAGGGCGCGCCCUUCACCACCGACUGGCUGGGCACGUCGGCGCUGCACCUGGCGGCGGGCGGCGCGCACGCGGGCACGUGCGCCGUGCUGCUGCGCGCCGGCGUGUCGCGCGACGCGCGCAGCAAGGUGGAGCGCACGCCGCUGCACCUGGCGGCGGGCGCGGGCCACGCCGCCGUGGCGCGCCUGCUGCUGGACGCGGGCGCGGCCGUGGACGCGCGCGACAUGCUGCGCAUGACGCCGCUGCACUGGGCGGUGCAGAACGGCCACGCGGCGGCCGCGGCCGAGCUGCUGCGCGCGGGCGCGGACCCCACGCUGCGCAACAAGUUCCGCAAGUCCCCGCUGGAGCUGGCGCGGCGCCUGCGGCGCGCGGACCUGGUGCGCCUGCUGGAGGACGCGCUGCGCCAGCGCGAGGCGGCGCGCUCGGUGUCGGCGCUAGUGGACGAACAAAUGGCAGAAGUGUCCACCGCAGAACCUGAGAUAGAAACAUUCGAUGCGGUACAAAGAAUUCAGGAAAUGAAACAACCGAGGCCAAAGCAGAACGAUAAGACAAUAAAGGAAGAAUCAAAAAUUGAGGAUGCGGGCGACGGCUCGGACGGCGGGGGCGCGGGCGGCGGCGGGGGCGCGGGCGGGGGCGCGGAGGGCGCGGGCGAGCUGCUGCGGCGGCACGGCAUCACGCUGCUGCCGGCCGACCCCGGCGGCACCGUGCUGUCCGCGCUGCAGUGCGGACGGACCGUCGUGCUCUCCGACGCCGGCAAAUUGAUGUUAAAGGAGAGCAGCGAGAGCCCGUCGCCGGCCGCCAGCAAGGCGGGCUCGGUGUCGACGCAGCCGAAGGGCGUGGUACUGACGGCCACGCCGGUGAAAUCGCCUCCGAAGCCUGGUGUGAAGAUUUUCACUCUAAACAACAAACUCCUCGCGGUGCCCAAGGACAACAAGAUACCCGUUAAAAAGAUUAUUAACCCGCAAGACAUGCAGGUGAAAUUCGUUCAAUUGCCUCCCGACGCAAAGUUAAUGUCUCCUUCGAAAAUAGUACCAAUGAAGGCAAAGAGCAGGAUGGCAGUGCGGCAGGGCGCGGCGGGCGUGACGUCACCGGCCGCGCGGCCCGCCGUCAAGAUCAUCAUGAACAAGUCCAACUUCCACCGACUGCUCGCCACCGCCGGAGCCACGCAGGUGUCCACAAACGCAGCGACGGUCGCGGAUAGCGAGUUAGUAGAAGGCGAGGAAGAACUGGCGCUGACAGAGGACAUGUCGUCCGCCGACACCGACAGCCCCGCCGCACUCCGCGCGCAACUCGCCGCCGCAACCCGCGCCCUCGCCGCCGCACGACGCGACCUGCGCCACGCCCGCGCCCGCCUGGCACACUACGAGCGCCUGCACGCCCUCUAGUGCCUGGCGCCGCCCGCGCCCGCCUGGCACACUACGAGCGCCUGCACGCCCUCUAGUGCCUGGCGCCGCCCGCGCCCGCCUGGCACACUACGAGCGCCUGCACGCCCUCUAGUGCCUGGCGCCGCCCGCGCCCGCCUGGCACACUACGAGCGCCUGCACGCCCUCUAGUGCCUGGCGCCGCCCGCGCCCGCCUGGCACACUACGAGCGCCUGCACGCCCUCUAGUGCCUGGCGCCGCCCAUUUUUUGAAAGUUCUCAGUUAAAUGUGGGACAUUCAACUAUACCGGGUGUAUUUGACAGCCCUCUACAAAGACUAGUUGUAAAGGAAACUGGCGGGUUUAUAAAGAAAAACCGGCCAAGUGCGAGUCGGACUCGCUCAUGAAGGGUUCCGUAACAGCAAGUAGAUGACAUAAUAUAAAAGUUAUAAAAUAACUUGGUUUUACAUAGUGUUUGUAUGAACGACAAUAUUUGCGGUUUUUGAAAAUGUUUUAUUUCUUAAAAACUAAUAAUGAUAUCUGGUUCAAACCAAUUUUCGUUGUUAGUUUCUAUUGAAAUCUACAGCAUAUAUUUUUUUUAGUUUUCUCACUCUCUUAUUUUAAAAGUUAGAGGGGGGACACUCAUUUUUCCACUUUGGAAGCGUCUAACUUUCAAACGGUUGAUUUUGACGAAAAAUGGUUUUAGGAACCUUAAUAUCUUUUUUAAAGACCUAUCCAUAGACACCCAUCACGGCUAUGUCAGCUGAAAAAAAAAUUUUUUUGAAUCAGUUCCAUGUAUGGAGUGCCUUUAUUUUUUUAAUUUAAUAAUUUUUAUUCAAAAUUCGAAUAGCGGUUACUGAAAUACAUCAAUCUACAAAGUUUCAACUAUAUAGGCCCAACAGUUUCGGAAAUAAAUGGCUGUGACAUACGGACGGACGGACGGACGGACGGACGGACGGACGGACGGACGGACAGACAGACAUGACGAAUCUAUAAGGGUUCCGUUUUUUGCCAUUUGGCUACGGAACCCUAAAAAUGGCCUGUAUUAUGAUGAUAAUAUGAGUACUUUUUUCAAGAACUUGAGGUAAUUACCAUUGGACACAGAAAUGAAGUUAUACUUUGUUUUCAUGAAAAACCUUGAAUUGAAUCAGAUUGAAUUGCAGUAGAAGAGAAAAAUAAUAAGUCAUCUAUACUAAUAUUAUAAAGAGGAAAGAUUUCAUUUUUGUAUGUUUGAAAAGGCUCUUUCGGUAUUUCUUCUCAGAGUAGUCCGUUAGGAAAUGCAGACCUCAUCUAGAUGACUUUUUAUAAUUUUUGACGUAAACAAAAAAACACGAGGGUAACUUAUUAUCCUUUUGGGUUAGAUUACCAUUGCAUGCCUCACCGAUUGGAAUAAUAACAAUCAUGAAUUUAAUAUCUACCAACACGUACAUAACAUUCGUUGAUAUUGUUGAUGAAAUAAAAAUAAUAUAGUGCAUCAGUGUUGCGAUAUAUUAUUAAUAAUAAUUACCUAUAGUUCUAAUACGUUAUUAAACAAUGAAUACCUGAUACAUAAUAUCAGUAAAUAAGGAUCUACACGUAGGUAUUGAAUAACAUUUUAGGUAAUUCGUAAAUCAAUUUGUGAGAUGUAUCGAUUCAAUAAAUUAGAAAAUAGGAGAUUGGUUGUAUUUUAUAUUAGUGCCAUUAACAGAAACUAAGAACAAUAGACUUGUUUGACCAACGCUAUACGACUUCAGGCCAAAACCCGCCAGUCUCCUUCCAGUUGUGCGCGGAAUGUUGUACGCCGUAAUGUUAUAUUAACAUUACUAUACAUACCUAUUUCUAAUGAAAUGGGAGGAACUAAAACAACUUUUCAGUCUAAACUCUUCAGGGUUUACUGAAUGUUGCUGUAUAUUUAAUAUCUGAAAACGUUAUUGCCUAUUACAUUGUGUAUAAUAAAAGUUUACGUGUGAAUAUUGUAAAGUAAACCAAAUAAAAGAUGUAUAUAAAAAAGAUUUUGUGAUAAAUAAAUAUGAUUAAGCAAAUAAA